AUGUCGCCAGCUCCGGAGAGGCUCCAGUCUUCCUCCAUGUCUGCUCCACCCGAUGCCUCCGCCAGUCCGGCUGCUUCUGGCGCGCCGCCUGUGAAACGCCGUGCCCCAAUUGCCUGCCGGAGCGUCUUUCCCAGCCGAGGAGACUCGGACGCGGACCGCCUGUUUCGACAUCCUCGCCAAAGGGCAGAUAGGAGAUCCAGAGGUGAGAUUAUCAAGGUCAAGAGCGAGGCACCAGUCUCGCCAGGCUUUGUCCACAAUGCGCUCUCCAACGCCGAGCCCCCCAAGCUGGCCGACGAGUGGGAUCUGCUCCCGAGCCUCGACAUAGUCAUCGACGGCAUCGACACCUUCACCCGCCACUUCUAUCAACUAGGCUUCAUCCAUAAAAAGAUGUUCAUGCAAACGCUGAGAGAGACUCCAGAGACUCUUAGCGUCUUCUUGCUCUUAAGCAUGCUGUGCAUUGCCGCGAGGUUCAACGAUAGUUUCAUCAAGAUGUAUGGCGACGGACUCCAGGCCGUCACGGAGCUCAUGCAGAAUGCCCAGCGGAUGGCCCUCAAGGAACUUUACCUGGAGCCGACGCUCGAGAGAUGUCAGGCUUUCUAUAUACUAAGCAUAGCGGAACAGGGAAGUGGAAAGUCAAAUACGAGCUAUAUCAGCUCCGGCAUAGCAUUCAGAAUGGCAGCGCUCAUGCGACUCCAUCGAGAAGAGGCGUAUAGCCCCAUUACGGCGGAUUCGCCUAUCGCGCACAGGAUACGGGCCGAGUCUGCUAGACGCACUUUUUGGAUGUUGCACAGCCAGGACAACCUGCAUUCUGGCCCCUAUAAACCAGUUUCAAUAGCUGCCAGUGACAUAACCGCUCUUCUCCCGUCUGACGAAGCCGACUUCGAAGCCGGGCGGAUUCCGGCCCAGCGCGCAGCCCUCGAAGGGACACCGCCGGCCAUUCAAGAUCCCAAUCUAGUCUCCCUCAAGCCGAGGCCCCUGUUCGCAUCUCUAAUGCAAGUACACAACUUCUGGGGGGUAAUAGCGCGACGCAUUCUCUGCAAUGAGAAGGACUGGCAGCCGAAUGAUGAAGAUAGCGACUUUGCGAAGCUGGACCGCCGACUCAACGACUGGGAGAGGAAUCUUCCGUCUGAACAUGCUUUCGGCAAGAUCCUCCUGGGCGGCUAUAGACAUUACGCGGAGGACCUGGCCUAUCUGAGUUGCACUGGGACUCUUCGACUUUGUCACAUUGUCUUGCGCAAGGCUUAUCUGGACGAGAUGAUUCGACACGCCCACCGCAAUCCCGCAGACCCUGAGGCCAAGUUCUAUCAGAAUAUGGCGGCCGACCUCUUCUGCAAUGUCAGAUUGCUGCAUGAGCAGCUCGAUGCUCAUUUUGAAGACGGCACUCCCGUCGAAAGUCUGGGUUCACAGAUGGCAGCAUUCGUUACGUACAGCUGUGGCUUGUUGGCGUCGUACCUGUGCAAGUUCCCUCAAUUGGAUGCCCAACACGUCGGCAACAACUUGCAAGCGGCUCAGGCCGAAGGCCGGAUGAUGUACUUGCGCAGUCUGGGAAUAUUACGAGCAUACCAGCACAUAUGGCCCCUGGCCGAGACGUGGUGCAACGGCCUAGAGAAGUGGUUCAAAGAUUCGAACCCAAAGCGGAUAUCAUUCCAGGCCGGCACCAUGACCGACGGCAAGGAACCUCAGCCGUAUGCUCUAGGUGCUAUGCACCCCCGGGUAACCACGCCCGCAUGUCACACCGCGGGCGUCAACAAGAAGUUCCACACGGCGCGCUCCAAAACGCAGCAACGCUCGACGGCCGAGAAGGCCGAGGCUCCGCGACUCGCGCCGCUGCAGAACACGCAGUCCAACUACGUCGAGCCCGUCUGUCUGCCACCCCUGUCGCAGGCGCAAUACGCGGCGCAUAACCCGCAGCCGCAGCCGCAGCCGACGCCGUCUCAAGCCCAACCUCGCGCUCGAUCCCAAGCCCAAAACCAUACUCGGUCCCAAUCCCAAUCCCAAUCCCAAGCCCAAGCCCAAGCCCAAGCACAAGCACACCCACCACAGCAACCGCAACCUCAACCGCAGCAAUCACAACAGCACUACCAGCCACAGCAGCCUCAGACCGUCUACCCCAACUCAGGCCUCGAGAUGCUGAUCGAGGCCUCGGCGCAUCAGACGCCGCCGGCCGCCAUGGACGCCUACAACCCGCACGCGUUCUACGUGGACCAGGGUGCAGCGGCCGAGUACGCGCUCAACGACGGCUUUGAUAGUAAUCUGCAGGUGCUGGUCGACGGUGGCGCGCAGUGGACGGCGACGGAUGCCACGACGGCGAUUUAUAGUCCUUAUGGGUACGGUAAUAUAUGUGGCUGA
This is a messenger RNA of Anthostomella pinea, 2349 nucleotides long. The record is from the annotation of a GenBank genome assembly. NCBI's taxonomy places the organism in Eukaryota, Fungi, Ascomycota, Sordariomycetes, Xylariales, Xylariaceae.